CAGGGUGACACGCAUAUUUGUAUUCAUUGGUAUUACGUCUGUUGUAUUUGCAAAGUUCAAGAUGUUGUACCGGCCUGAGGGGCGGUUCGCCAUCGAACCGGAGUUCCUGACUGUGGAUCCUCCUCCCCGAGUGCUAAUUCCGCGGGCUUCUAAUUCGCCAUCACUUAGCAGCAUUGGAACGCAUAGUUCACGUUACCCUGAUAGUGAAAAAACAGGCCACAUUCAAGGGCAAAAUCGUACAGGAUGUUAUUCGCAAGGCGACACCAGUUCGCCUUCGGACUGCUCCGGUCCAGAAGUUCAAAACUUGAGUAGAAGUAUUCCUGUGGAACAGGUGGCAGCGUCUGUUAGGUCUUCAAAUAAAACGAACUUGUACAAUUACAUGUUGGUACCUGCGCCCAAGCUUUCGAAUGGCCAGAGUCCCGUGCAGACACUUGAUGGAAACAUGUCAGCUAAAUCAGACAAUGAACCUAAAAAAAAGCCAAAAAUAGAUUACGCUUCAGUUCUCAGCCGUAGAGCUACACCAAACCUGGGUAGUGCAUCCUCGCGAGCCACUGUCAGCAGUUGGGAUUUGCGGGACUUACCCCGCGACAAACCUGAUCGAAAAUCAAAUAACCGUAUUUCUUUCGAGGAUCUAAUAACCUCCAGGCACAACAGCCCCUAUAGGUGUAACCAGUCACAAGAUUCUUCUGAAGACCGUAAAUCGGAUGUGUGUGAUUCAUCGCUGUCACGCCAGUCAGAACCUUCGUCGUUAGAUGACUACUUCAUGUCGAAGCGUCGAUCCUUUACUGUUGCCCCGAAGACUCUUUCGAGUCUUCCGGUGAGCUCUGGCAAUCUGGAAACACAUGAGAAGUCAAAGCGGAGACAGACUUCACUCGACGAUCUUCGAAUAAUCCCGAUUACUUCGGGUUCAACGCAGACACGUCAGGCGAUUCGUCCCGAAGGUCCAAUAGUCAGCUCAUGCGAGAGAACUCCUGACUUUCAACUCGGAGUUCUUUCGUUAUCAUCUUGGGCUAAACAACCGAAGCCGGUUUUACCGACAUUAACUUCAACGCAGCAAUCGUACAGCACACUAUUUAAGGCAAAACUCAGCAGGGACCCUAACAAGAUCUUUGAUUGGACAUCCUCUCCGUCAGCGGAGCCCUCUUUUGCUCCUCCUGAGCUACCAGCAAGGGAAAGGGAUCCGCCCAGAAAUUUCGGUUCAAGAUUUAGAUCUCUCACAGAUCUUCAAUAUUCGGAAGGAUUGGACCAGAUGCCGACUAAGCCGCUACCGAGUCAAUAUCACUCGUCUAAAGAGCUCAGACCUGUUAUUCCGCUAGACUCAACGGGUUCAGUCAAAAGGACGCACAUGACAAACGAAACCUCCACACGCGGAACGGCGCAAACCCCUGGAGUGCUCCCCUUGAGUCGAAAUAGUUGCACUGAAAGCCUGUCGAGGACACAUCCAAUUGACAGUCUGAAAAUGAACCUCGAAGUGUCAACCAUGGUCGCCUCGCAAGCACAACAAAACAUUUCACCUCCACUGCCCUCAGUCGCGACCGUUGCAGAGGGACUGAUCUUCAGUGACUCCUCUAAAUGCCAGCAAAGCUUAGAAGAAGGGGAGGGUAAAACUAAACUGGAAGAAAUAUCAGAUAAUAUCGGAUCUGCAGAAAAUAGCACGCUCACUUCUAUCGAGCGUCAAUCGGGACAGAGCCUGCUUAGAAAUAGAAAUACGGGCAAGGGAAGCCCCGAGUUAGCUGCAGUUUCAACCGAUCGCCACCCUGAUUCCAUGGUGAUUGCUGGAGCGCAGUCAAAUGCGGAUGACGAAUGGAUACGACCAGCUGGGUCAAUCACAAGUCCAAGUACCUCAAACAAUUCGCCGCUGGAAGAUGGCAAGACGGAACGCUUUCAACCAGGGGCAGUUUCAUUGUACCCCCCUAUGAAUCCACUAAAACCCCAAAGAAGUAACUUGCCACAGGAAUAUUCGAAAUCAGGCACUACAGCAAGUCACAUGAGCGGCCCGACCAACCCGUUUGGUUCCGACGAAGAAGUUAGUGAUACAGUUGUUCGAAGGAAAUCACAAACGCUAGAUCGAUGUGAGGAGAAAUUGUCACAUCAAAGUACCGUACCAUUGUCGCGCUCUGCGAUAACUUACUCAAAACUGUUAUGCCCCUUUGUGGAUGCCUCCGAUUCCGAUCAGAAGGACGAUCUCGAUAAUCUGCUUCCUGUAUCGGUCGCUCCUUCGCGCUCGAGCGCUCUACGAUGCGAUGAAUUAACGAUUCGCCGGAACUCCUACCCUGAGGAAAACAAUCCGUUUGGUACGCAGUACCAUGGGAUCGACACCGAUUUGUUGACUACUUCCACGAGCUACAACUCUCGGAACGAACCACGUUCAGACGUUAACACCCCAGUGGGAACUUUACCACGAAAGUUUGGAGGUAUGGGUCUGGCAUCGGCUUGGCCAACAGCAAUGGUUAAGUCAUCCCCUGAGACCUACGAUAAAUCUUUGAAUCCGUUUACCGAGCCGGAGAGCGAAAGCUUAACAUCAGUGGCGUCUUCCAGUAUCAUUUCAACAGCAUCAGUAUCAGCACCAGAUUCCGCUAGCAAACCACCCGUUCCACCGAGAAGCAUAAACAAUAAAAACCGCAAAAAAAAGCAAGCACCUCUACCUCCCGUAUUAUCUGAUCCCAGAAAGGCCGUUACCGAAGCUACGACGAUUUUUGUUGAGGGUAAUUCAACGGGUAACUCCGGUCUAUCAACGGUUUCCUUAAAGAUGGAACCCUCCGUAGAAUCAUCGGUGAAGAAGCGAACAGGAGUUCAGAGGCUGAAAAAAUCGGAGGACGUCAUGAAGUCGGAAGCUCCAGUAUGUGGAGGAGAUGCACCAAAAGCGGAAGACAAACUAAAAAAGCUUAGCCUAAGCGUUCCGAAGCGGGACAAGGAUGGCGGCGACUAUACUGAGCACUCUGAUAUAUCAGAAAUCGACCUUAACCUCUUGCAUUCGCUCUCAGCGCUGCCACCCUUACUACAGGAAAGCGGUGAUAAAAAAGAUAGUAAGGGUAUUGAAACACCAACUAUUCCAAAGCAGGAGUCUCCGGCCGAAACUCCUACGAUGGAAGAACCCACUGGGAAUCGCCUAUUGCAGAAAAAUCUACAAGUGUCAUCGAAUAAAGAAACUGCUGCUGGGGCAGAAAAGGGCAAGGAGCUUCUGACACCUAAAAAUCUUAAAACAACAAGCAACGACAGGUCGAGUUUCGAGGUAGCAUCCGUUCCUGAACCCCAGAAGAAGAUUUCGCAUAAACAACAGCGAAAACGUGCACCGUCUAUUCCUUCAAAGAAAAAUACACGAAUCGUGACGAGCGUGCCGGACAAGUCUUCCGGUGAUUCCAAGGCAAUGGACGAUAAGAAGAGCAAAAAAUCGUCUUCGAGUAAACGAGAAUCGCUAGUAAGCAGUUUCGAGGACCAUGAUCCAGAAAGUACGUACGUACCCUGCAAGUCAAAGCUUCCUUCAGCUGAACAUCCGACGCUAGCUUUUUCUAGCCUGCUCAUUGGUACUUCUGAAGUCCUCGACACAGAAAACGAGAGCGACUGUGAUCUUUGGGAAGAUGUAUCGACUACAUCUUGCAGCGAUCUUGACCACUGUGACGAGCUCGAAAAGUCUCGUGAACAAACGAAUCUUCAAAGAGAAUCAAGCCAGCAGCCUGGGCAACACCGAAGUCGAAUCGAAAUCGAUUUCAUCCCAAGCGAGCUCGAUGCUGCUUUACCAGAUCCCAUCAGUUUCACCACUGGCGAUCGCCAUGUCAGUCUUUAUCCCUCUGUAAAUACGAGGGAAGUAACAGCGCCACCUAGCACAACUAAGGGGUCAUCGCCAGCUAAGCAAUCAGCGAAAACCUUCGUUCGACGUAAACCAAAAAGGUAUCCCACCCAACAACGACGCGCAGCUCGGCCUGUAAUUAUUAAAUACGUAUACCAAACAGCUACCUCACAAUACAUCUAUAAGCCAAAUGCUUCGGAAGGCAGCACACUGUCGAAAACAGAAUUUUCUGGCCCUGAUUUGUCUGAAGUCAAUAACGUCACUAAUGGCGUGCUGGUGACCAAAAGAGAAUGUAUUGUAAAGAUUAGUCAGCGAAAGGACGCGUUAAGCACAGAGGGACAACUAGCUGGAAUAAACGAUUUUUGGAAGGCCAUCACAGCUGAUCAUCAUGAUACCGAAUACGUCAACUUAACCCAAAAGGCUCAGGCUGAAUCGACGUUGCGUGACGUUGACACUGAAGCAUUAAAUAAAGUUAAUCCAAAGCACUAUGACGACGUUACCAAGCACAAAGCCGUAAACGAUGAAGUAAGCUUCAACUCACCGUUUGUCAUUGUGCCAUCAGUCGUUCCGACUCCGAACUUUGAUUUCCAAGUUGACCUUGCAAUGGAUUCGACCAUGGAAACAGUAGAGCCAAUCGAACAGUUUCAAAAUCAAUGGAACGACCUGCCCCAUAUCGACAUUAAUUGGGAUGAAUAUGCAAGUACUUCGGGUUCCUCUCCCUUCAUGUCAGAAAAGGACAUCCUAGAAAAGAUUGAAGAUGCUCAAAUGGACAUGCGGAGAAAGCAAAGGGCUCUCAGCAUUAUCCCUGAGUAUCCUGAAGAUGAGUCCGAGGAGGAGAAGGGUCACAAAAUCGUCCUAACUACAAACCUCGACGACGAGUUACCACCGAAAUACGAUUCGGACAAGGAUUGUGAAUUAUCAAUCACUACGUUUCCGCUACAAGGCCAGCAAAACACGGAAAGACAGGACGUAGUGUCUUUCAAUGGAACCGUAUUCCAUUUGCAGGACAUCUCUGAGGAAAGUGAGCACUUCCAAGUGCAUCAUGUAGUCUACCCCACUGAUGCAGAUGAAAGUUUCGAUACCAUCGAUGAAGGUUGCUUUUACGGAAAAAAGGAGCAAUUGAGCUCUGGUAUAUCUUCUAAGAGUAACAAAAAUAUUACUGAUGUUAAAGAUGAAUCAUUGCAGACUACGGACACAGCAGAAUCACAGCCAUUUACCGUUUUAGCCAACUCUGCUACAAAGAAUCCCCCAUCUAGAGUGAAGCUAAACGAAAACUGCUUUUUCAAAGAACUUUGUUCUACACGAACAGAUGUCUUCAUAGAAGAUAGAGCUGACAACAGAAGCAGCUCCGUAGUUGAACAGAUCACCACAAACGAAAAUUAUGAAGGUAGCCCAAUGUUAAAUCCAGCCACGAACACACUUAAAAAAAAAAACAAUGAACUUGAAGACAAAGCUCAAACGAAGGAUAACGAGCCUCCUCACGAUGAAUCUGAAGGCUGUAUAGGGCAAGCCGGUCCUGAAAAGGUUGAUAUUGAGAUUCCUGCUGUGAAAGCAGAGGACACAACAGACAAAGAACCGGCGAUUAGUACCGAAACAUCGAGCGGAAGGGCUUCACCAACAGCCGCAGCUGCUCGCGAAACGCCUAGUAAUGAUAUGGAUACUAAACCAUUCUUGCGGGCAGACUCUCCACCGCAUAUCACGCCAACCUGGCCGGCACAGGAGAACAAAAUCGAAAUUUUGGACAACUCCUUCGAGGACGACGAUCAAGGGGAUGAUAUCACCGGAAAACUCAAUAAAUUAUUACUUCAAGAAUUUGCACGAAGAAGGCAAAACGAAAAGCCAGGUAUUCCAGAAACAUCAGGAACAUGCGAUCUCGAUACUGAUUCCUUUUUUCCCUCUGGAACGGGCUCGUUAAGGGACCUCGACUUCAGGACUAGCGACCCUGAAGUAGACUCUAAACCCAAAGCGAAAGCACUGCCCCUGCCACCCGUUAAUCUCAUUUCACGAAGAUAUUCUGCCGGUGAUGAAAUGGCCUAUCGUAACAUGGCGUCGUCAAGGGAUAGCGCAACCGUCCAAUCGCGUAUCAACUCAACUAGCGUCUUACAAUCCGAAAUCGUGACCAACAAAACAGUAGCCGCUGCAGAAAAGCAGGCACCAGGAAAAAAUGCCGUCAAAACACCACAAGAUACUACUCAGCAGAGCGCGGAUAAGUGGCGGGUCUGGCCAACUGAUUUGAUAACGCCACCUUCUUCGACCCCGCCCUGUACCGGGUCGAUUAAAGGACCUACGCAACAGCCCGUAGGAAUUGUACGAGUGGCUCUCCAACGACCUGCCGCUGAAGGGCCGCCUCAGCUGGCAACAAGGCUAACGCCUUCUAGGCCCGCACCGCUUAGGCCAGUACCUCCGACGCCAAUACCUCCGACAUCUCUGAAAACGGUGAUCAAUCAGCAAACAACAGCGGGUUCUGCCGAAAUUGCGGAUGCCUCAACAGAAAUAGCACCGAGGGAGCCUUUAAAGAGAUUUAGUCCAAUCAGACCAGCACCAAGUCCACCCCUUGCGCCUGAAUUGAACCGGAUUUUAGCAUCAAGUACAAUUCCAUCAGAGGCCAGUAUUAAACAAGGGGAUCACACUGAAUCGUUCAAGGAUGACCAAAUCGCUCAACGGUUUAAUAAAUUCGUAUUUCCAUCGAUUCUUCCACCACUGUCAAAUAUGAAUUCUGAACGCAGGCGAUCUUCUUGUGUGAAGUCGCCGUCUCCGAUUGUAGAAGUACGAUCUAAAGAUGGUAGUCGAGCUCCAAACUCUUCUCCAGCCUCAAAUACUUCGACACGUAGUGAUUCACCCGUGUUUAGCUUGCACCAGUCGGCGCAAGUGAAAGAAACUACUGCUGGCGUUACAUUGACACUAUGCCCAUUAGCGGAACAAUCGGUUCGCGUAAGUUCGCCGUCGGCUGAGGGGGCUUCAGGACAAAGUUUGGAAAGACAAGUCGUGGAUGGCAGCCAAAACGCCGGGGAAGGUCUUACAUACCAGCAAGGAAGACCUGAAAACGAGCCUUCAUACGAAGAGGAUAUGCGCAGACGUCGAAAAACCGUUUCUGAAGACGAAAUGGAAUGCAUCCUUCGACGCACCCUCGACUUCGGGGUUGGAGAAGACCGGUUGAGUCAUCAAACACGUAACAUCGAGGAGAGGCAGGCUUGCCUUUCAGCCGAGGCACGCAUCGUAGAACGCCAGAUAUGGGAGUCGACUAAAGAUUCUCCGAUCAAUGGCGAUUACCCUCGGGUUGUUUUAGAUCCGUCCGUAGGAAAAUAUUAUAUGGCCAAUGAAGCAAAUGCGAAAAUGUUCCGAGGAGACCUUAUUGCUGAUCUCUACCGAAUCCUGAAUGUCAAGAAUCAACUCCGUGACAAGUACAGCCAGCUAAAGUUUCUUCAAUGUUACAACGAACUUCAACGUAAUCAGACGGACAUCGAAGUACGACUACGAAAACUCGCGUGUACUCCCAAUGGAAGGACUGCAACUUUAUCAUUUGAGGAUUACAACUAUGAGCGCGCACUUGUGAAUCGCCUAGUGGAAGUGGUCACUCAGCGAGAUCGUUUGGUAGAGAUGAUGGACGAGCAAAACAAGCGGAAAAAAGCUCUAGCGCACACGUCGCAAAGUCUCAGCGAUCUUGGUUCCGACUCGUUCGGCUUAUUACCGAUGAAAAGCUCGAAAUCCUCGGGCUCGCCCGACAGAACAAACCACGGCAAAGGCAAGAUACGGAAGAAGCGCCACGGAGUGAAGCACUUCUUGAAAAAACAGUACAGCAGUUUAAUCAAGAGGACGGGCUUUGCCCAUUCCGGUAACAGUUGGGAUCGCAUUGAUUUGACUACCCAACAGACCGAGGGGGAAGCCUCUGAUUCAUGCACCGAAUAGGAAAUGCCAGUUACCGCACGUGUCGGAGCGCAAGUUUCUAUAGGUUACGUAACAAUGAUUAUACUUAUAUAAUAAUGAGUAUACUUAAUAAUGAUAAAUUACCUAUUAUAAUAAACGAUAAUUUCUCCAUAAACUAUUGUCAGUUGUUUUAGCCGACGUAUGUUAGAAGAUAUAAUCGCGAAAGUAUUCAGCAGUGUGUAAUUGUUACCUAUGCUGAAUAUGAAGUUACUACACGACGCGUACAUUUUCUAUGCUGCCUAUUAAUUGUAACACGGAAUAAAGAAAACGAAUGAAUUAAUACAAUUAUAUAGGUACAUACAUGUAUACAUUUAUA
This is a messenger RNA of Varroa destructor (honeybee mite), 8027 nucleotides long. RefSeq lists its product as uncharacterized. The record is from RefSeq and is a predicted model, not a curated record. NCBI's taxonomy places the organism in Eukaryota, Metazoa, Arthropoda, Arachnida, Mesostigmata, Varroidae.